GACACAAAUUUUUGGCGAAUCAUUUGAUUUGUUUUUUUAAAUGGUUUUAUUCUUAUGAUUUAUAAAGUAUUUUGUACUAGUAAAUUCAUACAAUAAGCAUAAUAUGACGUUAUGAUUACAAUAAGAAUAAUAUAUAAAAAUGAACAGCGUGUGAAGAUCGCCAUCCAUUGACGGAUUCUGUUGAUCGUCGCCAUUUUUUCGAAGUUAUUGACCAAUUCAAAACAAUGGAGCAAAAUCCUACAAUUAUUUCGGAAUCCGACAAGAAAGCUCUGUUAGAUAAAUUGGACAGAGGAUUGCCGAUGACAGACAUUGUAAGCUACUCAGAGAAAACGUCAGCACUAGCCUGUGGGUACGGCUUCGUGGCACUCUAUAUGUUAUACCACAUAAAGCAGAUGGCCGAUGACAAAUAUAUCCGUUCUAAUACCUUGGUCCAGUACAGCAAUUACCUGCACCGUAUGCUACUGGUUAUGUACAUGUUGAGAUGCCCUAUUUUCCGGGGCACGUGGUUCGUGGCUGUCUACGUUGACGCUCUGCUAAACGGUUUUGAUAAAAUCGAGAACAACCCGUUUAUUCGGACGGCCAAAGUGUCAAUAGGUCCUCUUCGUACAUGCCACAAAACGCAGAAAACUGACCGUCUUCUUCAUGAACCCGAAGAAGUACAUCUCUCCAAGGAUUUCUCAUACCUAAACACAAAGUUGCUGUCUAAUUUACGACUUAAUUCCGAAGGCGUCCUGUCAAAACUGUUUGCCCCCCAAGACGACCACCGAUUCGACGUGUACGGAUUUUUCUUUAGCAAAAAACACAUAAACGCAAAGCUCGCCCCGCCAAAAGUUUGGUUCGAAACGUACAGAAAUCGCGCCCUAAGAGGUGUCUACCAUACCGUGGAGGACACGUGGAAAACAAACUAUUUCGCUCUGUGCGAUUACACCAACACGGUCAAGGACCUGGUACUGAUGACCGCGUACUACGCUCUACUUAAGCACUGUCGUUUCUUGCUGAUCACGUGGUACAUCUUAGUGGACCGAGUCAAUCUCGUGGAACCUAGCCUGCGACCAAGUGUGCGGGAAGAGCGCAAAAAGUUGAUGCAGAUGCCGCUGCCGCUUCUCGAGACCAUCUUCCGCGACCUGAACAGUGCGAUGGACGUCAGAAACCUGUCAUCUAUCGAAGCCAAUUUAAACAACGACCCGGGUGCCAACAAAACCGACUUCACGGAAUUCGUCCAACAAGUGUUGGCGAUGUACAACUUGUAUGCUAAAAAAGUCAAAGCCAAUCUGUUGAGCUACGACGAUUGGCUGGACAGUUUUAAGAUACAGAACCAGUUUUUCUACGAUAACCCCAGCGUUCCAUCGUUCCAAUCAGCACUGAUGGAAAACGUUCAAAUACUUCAAACUUACUACGACGACGUGAUAGAAACGCUGAAGCCCACCGAUUUCGCUGCUAUUGAAUACUUGUCGUCUGUGAAUUAUAAGGGAAAAGUUCAACAAGAGCUACCAUAA
Messenger RNA from Adelges cooleyi (spruce gall adelgid), 1496 nucleotides. RefSeq lists its product as uncharacterized. The record is from RefSeq and is a predicted model, not a curated record. The coding region runs from base 225 to 1496 and encodes 423 amino acids. Lineage: Eukaryota; Metazoa; Arthropoda; Insecta; Hemiptera; Adelgidae. The transcript is spliced from 2 exons.